GCAAAAAGGAGGGCGUCAGUGAGAUAGCGCAAGCACGAAAUAAAUUACGAAAUAUUUUUGUUUGUGAAAAACGUUAAUUAAUAAUAGGUAGGAACAAAAUAAAUGUGUAGACAAUAAAUUUGACAAUUUAAGUAUUCGAAUACUGGCUUAAUAUAUUCAUCAUCGAAUCGAGAUGGUGCGAAGUAGCGACAAGGAUAGACAUCAUCGACGAAGAUCCAGGUCGAGGUCGAGGUCUAGAUCGGCUGAGCCUGAGAAAAAACGACGACGAUCCAGAAGCAGGGACCGGGAGAGAGACAGGGACAAGGGACGUCACCGAGAGCGGAGGAGUCGUUCGCGAGACAGAGAUAGAGAGAGGAGUGACAGAAGGGAACGUUCCGAAAGGGAUAGGGAUCGCGAGAGAAAACGUGGAGACAGUAAAGAAAAGCGUCUUACAGGCUCAAAGUCUUCGCGCUCUGGCAAAGAGCGAUCAAACAGGUCUCGGUCACGUGAUAGAAAGGAUAAAGAGAAGGGUGACAGCGAGGAAUUGCCUUUUGACCAUACAAAAUUAGAUAAGGAAGAGGAACAAAAAAGACUAGAGUUGGAAAUGCAAAAGAGAAGGGAAAGGAUAGAGAGAUGGCGUGCAGAAAGGAAAAAGAAAGAGCUGGAAGCAACCAAAAAAGACGGUAAGACAUCUAUUUUGGCAAAUCUUCAGCUACCCAUGAAAAAAUGGUCUCUUGAGGAUGAUAGUGAUGAAGAGACUCCUGUGGUACAGAAUAACACCAAGGAGGCAAAAGAAGAAGGUGUAAAGGAAGAAGUUGAAGAAGUGAAGGAAGAAAUAAAAGAUGAAGAGGAGGAGAUUGAUCCACUUGAUGCUUUCAUGGCAGAGGUUCAAGAAGAAGUGAGAAAAGUAAAUAAAUUUGAUAGUAAAGCUCCAAAAAAUGCCAACAAUGGCACGAAUUCUGGUGCUCAAAGUGUAGUUAUUGUAACGGGUGUGGCUAAAAAAAAAGUUCAGAAGCAAAAGGGAGAAUUGAUUGAGCAAAAUCAAGAUGGAUUAGAAUAUUCCAGUGAAGAAGAAGGCGAGAAUCUUCAUGAGACUGCAGCUGGUAUAGCAAACAAGCAGAAGCGAGAAUUAGCUAAAGUUGAUCAUGCUACAACAGAUUAUCAGCCAUUUCGAAAAUCUUUUUACGUCGAAGUUCCUGAAAUUGCAAGAAUGACACUAGAAGAAGUAGAGGCGUACAAAGAAGAAUUAGAAGGUAUUCGUGUAAAAGGUAAAGGUUGUCCAAAACCUAUCAAGUCUUGGGCGCAAUGUGGCGUGACUAAGAAAGAAUUAGAAGUGUUGAAAAAACUUGGUUACGAAAAACCAACACCCAUUCAAUGCCAAGCAAUUCCAGCAAUUAUGUCUGGUCGCGAUCUUAUAGGUAUAGCAAAAACUGGCAGUGGAAAAACGCUAGCCUUAUUACCAAUGUUUCGUCAUAUACUCGAUCAACCACCAUUGGCUGAUGGAGACGGACCGAUUGCAUUGAUUAUGACACCAACUAGGGAAUUAUGCAUGCAAAUCGGUAGAGAUUCGAAAAAAUUUACCAAAUCCUUGGGUCUUUCACAUGUGUGCGUUUAUGGCGGUACUGGCAUUUCCGAGCAAAUAGCGGAACUUAAAAGAGGAGCCGAGAUUAUUGUAUGCACCCCAGGAAGAAUGAUUGACAUGCUCGCUGCUAAUAACGGGCGUGUGACCAAUUUACGUCGCGUGACAUAUGUAGUGCUCGACGAAGCCGAUAGAAUGUUCGAUAUGGGUUUCGAACCACAAGUGAUGCGGAUUAUGGAAAAUGUGAGACCGGACAGAGAAACUGUGUUAUUUAGCGCGACAUUCCCGCGACAGAUGGAGGCGUUGGCCAGGAGAAUUCUUACGAGACCUGUUGAGGUGCAGGUUGGUGGACGUUCCGUCGUUUGUAAAGACGUCGAGCAGCACGUGGUUGUACUCGAGGAAGACCAAAAGUUUUAUAAAUUACUUGAGAUUCUUGGACAUUAUCAAGAUAAAGGUUCCACUAUUAUAUUCGUGGACAAACAAGAAAAUGCAGACACAUUGCUGAAAGAUCUUAUGAAAGCUUCAUAUUCCUGUAUGUCUCUUCAUGGCGGUAUAGAUCAAUGCGACAGAGAUUCGACUAUAUUGGACUUCAAAGCUGGACGGACAAAAUUGCUCGUGGCCACUUCCGUCGCCGCUCGAGGCUUGGAUGUCAAGCAUUUGGUAUUAGUCGUUAAUUAUGAUUGCCCUAAUCACUAUGAAGAUUACGUGCAUAGAUGUGGUAGAACUGGUCGAGCUGGAAAUAAAGGGUACGCGUAUACUUUUAUUACAUCUGAGCAGGAACGUUAUGCCGGUGAUAUUCUACGAGCGCAUGAAUUAGCAGGUGUACCAGUUCCAGAACCCUUGCGUCAGUUAUGGGAGGGUUACAAGGCUCGUCAAGCCGCGGAUGGAAAGAAGGUCCACACCGGAGGUGGUUUCAGUGGCAAAGGAUUUAAAUUCGAUGAAUCAGAAGCUGCUUUAGCAAACGAGAAAAAGAAAUUCCAAAAAGCAGCCCUGGGACUACAAGAUUCCGACGAUGAGGACAUAGAAAAUGAUAUCGAUCAACAGAUCGAGAGUAUGCUGGCACCUAAACGAACAGUUCGCGAAAUAGCCAGACCAACCGCAACUAACAUCACGGUACCCGGUCAACCGGUGCCUAGCGCCACCGAUAAACUAGAAUUAGCUAGGAGAUUGGCAUCGAAGAUAAAUAUUGCUAAGAAUCUGGGCGCUGAAGCGAAGGGUGCCACUCAACAAGCGGCGGAAGCCAUACUCAAAGGGGCAGGACCUACGAAUCUUAUUACAGCAAAGACAGUCGCUGAACAGCUAGCAGCAAAACUGAACACUAAAUUAAAUUAUCAACCGCGUGAAGAGGAUCUGGUGGAAAGUGAUGCGGAAACGGGUGAGCAAACGUUCCGCAAAUAUGAAGAGGAGCUCGAAAUCAAUGAUUUCCCACAGCAAGCGAGAUGGCGAGUCACGAGCAAGGAGGCUCUAGCUCAGAUUUCGGAAUAUUCCGAAGCGGGUCUUACAGUGAGAGGGACGUAUAUCGCGCCUGGAAAAACUCCACCGGAAGGCGAAAGGAAGCUAUACCUGGCGAUCGAAUCUACGAGCGAGUUAGCAGUCAGCAAAGCCAAGGCGGAAGUGUCUCGGCUUAUCAAAGAAGAACUCAUCAAGCUGCAGGCAUCUGGUGCUCACACUGCAUCACGUGGUCGAUACAAAGUCUUAUAAAAUUUCGAACUCUGGUGAAAUAUAUAUACAUAUAUAAAUAUAAUAUUAAUUAAUAUUAUGUUACA
Nylanderia fulva is the source of this 3324-nucleotide messenger RNA. The record is from RefSeq and is a predicted model, not a curated record. NCBI's taxonomy places the organism in Eukaryota, Metazoa, Arthropoda, Insecta, Hymenoptera, Formicidae.